This is a messenger RNA of Sapajus apella (tufted capuchin), 1487 nucleotides long. Its product is annotated as melanoma-associated antigen C1-like. Gene Ontology annotation, biological process: negative regulation of transcription by RNA polymerase II. Gene Ontology annotation, cellular component: nucleus. The transcript has a single exon. The record is from RefSeq and is a predicted model, not a curated record. NCBI's taxonomy places the organism in Eukaryota, Metazoa, Chordata, Mammalia, Primates, Cebidae. The annotation marks the transcript as partial.
CCUGAGUGUCCCCAGAGUCCUCCUGAGGGGCCUUCCCAGUCUGCUCUCCAGGGUCCUGUGAGCUCUUUCUUCUCCACCACUUUAUUGAACCCAUCCAGUGAAGAGUCCAACAGCCCAGUAGAUGAAGAUACAAGUACCUCAGACACCUUACUAGACAGCGAGUCCUUGACAGAUAGCGAGUCUUUGACAGUCACUGAGCCCUUGUUUACUCAUACACUGGAUGAAAAGGUGGACAAGUUGGUGCAGUUUCUUCUUCUCAAAUAUCAAGCAAAGGAGCCUGUCACAAAGGCAGAGAUGCUGACAAUUUUUGUCAACAGGUACAUGGGCUACUUUCCUAUGAUCUUCAGGAAGGCCCGUGAGUUCAUAGAGAUUCUUUUUGGCAUUGCCCUGACAGAAGUGGGCCCCGACCACUCCUAUGUCUUUGUAAACCCAUUAGACCUCACCUGUGAAGGGAGUCUGAGCGAUGAGCAGGGCAUGCCCCAGAACCGCCUUCUGACACUUACUCUGAGUAUAAUCUUCAUAAAGGGCUCCUCUGCCUCUGAGGAGAUCAUCUGGGAUGUGCUGAGUGGGAUAGGGGUAUGUGCUGGGAGGAAGCACUUCAUCUUUGGGGAGCCCAGAGAGCUCCUCACUAAAGUUUGGGUGCAGGAACGUUACCUGGAGUACCGGGAGGUGCCCAACACUUCUCCUCCACGUUAUGAAUUUCUUUGGGGUCCAAGAGCCCAUUCAGAAAUCAGCAAGAGGAAAGUAGUAGAGUUUUUGGCCAUGCUAAACAAUACCGUCCCUAGUUCCUUUUCAUCCUCAUACAAGGAUGCUUUGAAACAUAUAGAAGAGAGAGCCCAGGCCACAGUUGACACCACAGAUGAUUCCACUGUCACAGACAGUGCAAGCUCCAGUGUCAUGUCCCCCAGCCCCUCUUCUCCUGAGUGAAGUCUAAGGCAGAAUCUUCCUUUUGAGUGUGAACAGGGCAGGCGAGUUUCUAUGCGGUGGAGGGCCCGGGUGAAGCUGGAGAGAACACAGUGUUGUUUGCAUUUCUGUUCUAUAUGGUAGUUAAGGGAUUUACCUGUUUUACUUUGGGGUAUUUUUGAAAUGCUUUUCCUUUUAAUAAAAGGUUUAAAUAGCUUCAGAAUCUUAGUUUAUGAAGUUUAUGAAUAUUAGUCACACAUGUAUUGCUGUUUAACUGGUUUAGGAGUAACAGUUUGAUAUUUUGUAAAACACACACAAAAUUGGGAAAAUCUUGUGCCUUAUUUGUGAUCUGUCACAGGUUAAUGUGGUAUUACUGUAGCAAUUUUCUUUAAACUGUAAAAGAACUCUGGAGUUAAAUAGUGGAACAAAACAAAGGAUUGUUAAUAUUUGCAUUUCCUCAUACCCUUUAGUCUGUUGUUCUUGAAAAUUAAAGAUACAUACCUGGUUUGCUUGGCUUGUUUAAUAAAGUAGCAGAGAUUAAAUGAUAAUAAAUAAAAAUAUCACUGACUCCUUUAUUUGAUGAA